Messenger RNA from Lodderomyces orthopsilosis Co 90-125, 1557 nucleotides. RefSeq lists its product as uncharacterized. Gene Ontology annotation, cellular component: plasma membrane. Bases 1 to 1557 code for a protein of 518 amino acids. Gene Ontology annotation, biological process: plasma membrane lactate transport. The transcript has a single exon. Lineage: Eukaryota; Fungi; Ascomycota; Pichiomycetes; Serinales; Debaryomycetaceae. Gene Ontology annotation, molecular function: secondary active monocarboxylate transmembrane transporter activity. The record is from RefSeq and is a predicted model, not a curated record.
AUGAAAGAUAAAGUUGAAGUUGAACAUAUUUCCCCUUACACGUCUCUGAGCAACCAACUGGUGCAUGAAGAUGACCACCAUGAUUUAUUUAACGAAAAACCUGAUUUGUCGCCGGCCGCAAUCAAGAAUUAUUUUGCAACAAGAAUUCCAAAGAUGUUAGAUUUACCGUUAUAUCAUCAAGAGAAGAAAUGGUAUCAAAUUCUCAAUCCUGUUACUGGUUUAAAAGAGAUGUCAGCAUUGGACUGGCAUUUCUAUUUCUUAGGCUUCCUUGCUUGGUCAUUGGAUGCAAUGGACUUUUUCUGUGUUUCAGUAUCUGCUCCUGAGAUUGCUGCUACUUUGGAAGUUAGUGUCACUGAUAUUACGUGGGGGGUUACGUUGGUAUUGAUGCUUAGAUCUGUGGGAGCAAUCAUCUUUGGUAUUGCUGCUGACAGGUUCGGCAGGAAAUGGUGUUACAUUGCAGUCUGUGGGUUGUUUAUCCCAGUUGAAAUAGGUACUGGAUUUGUACAAACGUACAAGCAAUUUUUAGGUGUCAGAGCUAUUUUCGGUAUAUUGAUGGGGGCCAUGUAUCCCAUUGCCAUGGUGACUGCAAUUGAAGGUCAACCCACUGUGGCAAGGUCUGCUUUGUCGGGAUUAUUCAUUCCUGGAUACAGUUUUGGAUAUAUUUUAGCUAUGGUGUUUUAUAGAGCAUUCGCUGGUACCUACAAAGAAGGGGAAGGUUGGAGAAGUUUAUUCUGGUUUAGUGCCGGUCUUAGUGUCUUGUUGUGCACCUGGAGAUCAUUAAUCCCUGAAUCUCCUGACUUUGUCGCCACAAGAGAAAAGAAAAGACGCUACAAUGAAGCUAACAAACCUAGGUUUGGAUUUAUUGACAAGAGUGUUUUACAAACUUUGAAAACUGAAUGGUUGUUGUUUAUCUACCUUGUUUUGUUGUACAGUGGUUUCAACUUUACCACUCAUGGUGCCCAAGACUUGUAUGUGACCAUGCUUACAAAGCAGUUCAAUGUUGGUUUGAAUAAAAAGACAGUUAUUGUUGUUGUCAGUAACAUCGGUGGUAUGAUAGGUGGCUCCUUGAUGGGCAAUGCUUCAGAACUCUUUGGUCGAAGACUUACGGUGGUUAUAUGUAUGCUUUUCAGUGGUGCAUUCUUGUACCCAUCUUUCUUCAAUGCUGACCAAAACUGGUGGGCCUAUGUCUUUUUAAAUGCUGGUAUCAUUGGAGCUUGGGGUAUUUCAUCAGUCUACUUGGUGGAGGUUGUCAAUAAGGCAAACAGAACAUUGAUUUCAGGAUUGGUUUACCAAUUAGGAAACUUGGUCAGUUCUGCCAGUGCCACUAUUGAAGCCAGACUUGGAGAGAGAUUUCCUCUUGAAGGGUUCUCUGACGAUAUGUAUGAUUAUGGAAAAGUGAUGUGUAUUUUCUGCGGGGCAGUCUUUUCUUACAUGAUUAUUUGCAUCACCCUUGGUCCGGAAAAGUUCCACAACAACAUGGAUGUCAGCAACAAAGAAAGAGUGAGAAUUGAAGAGUCUGAUAGUGAAAACGAAAUAAAGACCAAUUCAAGGGCUUAG